Messenger RNA from Penaeus indicus, 2171 nucleotides. Its product is annotated as zinc finger protein OZF-like. The record is from RefSeq and is a predicted model, not a curated record. Gene Ontology annotation, cellular component: nucleus. Lineage: Eukaryota; Metazoa; Arthropoda; Malacostraca; Decapoda; Penaeidae. The transcript has 2 exons. Bases 123 to 1187 code for a protein of 354 amino acids. Gene Ontology annotation, biological process: regulation of gene expression.
UUUUUCUUCUUUUCAGAAUUUGAACAGCUUGAUUGGAUGGAAAUUUGUACAUCUCACAAUGCUCAUGGUAUCCAGUGCUCAUGUGUGUUAUCAAUACUGAGUGAAAGACUGUAGCUCCAAACAUGGACAGUUUGCAUUUAGAUACAAAAGCUCAUGAGGAUACCAUUGAAUUUGUUUUUGUUGAAGAAAAAAAUAUUGAAGGUAUUAGUAAAGAAAAUGAUCAAGAAGUGAUAGAAGAAGUUAUUGAUCAUGAUAUCACUUUUAUAAAGACUGAAGAUGAUGUAAAUGUUAUUGAUCAUGAUAUCACUUUUAUAAAGACUGAAGAUGAUGUAAAUGCUAAUGAGUGCUCAGUAUGCAAAGAAACAGAAAUUGUUCAUAUGGAAACCAUUAAAAGUGACCCAAAUAUCUUAAUGAGUGACUAUGAAGAUCCAUUAAAAGUGCCAGAGGAGGAAAACUGUGAAGAAACCUCAUCAGAUGAUCUGGUUACACACAAGGAAACUGUGGAGGAUUGCUCUCUCCAAGUUGAUAGGAAAGGGAAACGUUUUAUGUGUGUUUUGUGUUGCAAGAAGUACACUUACAGGUAUGAAUUACUGAAACAUGCAAGAGUUCAUACAAAGGAGAGACCUUAUAGCUGUGAUAUAUGUAGUUAUGCAUUUGCAGAGAAAAGAACUCUGAUGCGUCACAUGUUGGUCCACACAAAGGAGAAGCCCUUUAACUGUGAGAUCUGUGACAAACCAUUCUCCCGUAAAAGUGAAAUAAAAUUACAUAUGAGAGUCCAUACAAAGGAAAAGCCUUUUACCUGUGAAAUAUGUGGCAAGAUGUUCACCAUGAAAGGGAACCUAGGAAUACAUAUGAGAAUACAUACAGGGGAGAAGCCCUUUAGCUGUGAGCGAUGUGACAGGGCAUUUUGUCGCAAAAGCGAUCUAAUUGUACACAUAAGAACACACACUAAAGAGAAGCCUUAUGCUUGUGAAGUUUGUAGUAAAACUUUCUCAGAGAAAGGUCAUCUAAAGAGUCACAUGAGGGUUCAUACAAAGGAGAGACCUUAUAAAUGUGAGAUAUGCGAUAAAGCAUUUUCUCAAAAACACCAUGUAGAAAAACACAUGGGAGUUCAUAAUAAAUUGAAAGCAAGUAUCAGUAAGUCUCAGCCAUCUGAAAGAGGAACUAUCAGAGAAGAAAUGUUAUAAAUUGUUUUAAAACAAAAGUUUAUCAUUUAACUUUCACAUUAUCACAGAAUGUAGCAGGCCCUACUGUAAAUGCCUUUUCCAUUAAAAAUUCAACUCUCUCAUUCAUUAUUUAAAGUAUGUAUCCUCGCAAGACAUUUUAUACUAUAUUUUAGUAUCUCAAUAUCAGCAUUGUACUGUAGCAUAUCAAGAGGACCAGCUUUCUGAUCCCCCCCCUUUCUUCGUACAUGUUUUCAUUUUCAUUCAUUGUUCUAGUUUAUUUUCUUUUUUGUGUUAAUUAAAUUGCUUGCAAUUUAGCCCUUCCUUAUUGGUGUUGAGUUCUUGCCUUUACUUGUUUUAUUAUUUAUGAUGUGAUCACCUAUUUAUAUAUUAUUGAGGAUUCAACCUCUUAGCUUUUACUUCUAAUGUUGAGUUGCGAAAGACAAAAGUAGAUAUGGUUUUGUCCCCUUAAAAAGGUACUUCUGUGCAAGAAACCUAAGUGAAGUAUCUGGCUGGGGCCUUCAUGUAGUUUCUAAAUAAACUAUCAGCAUGGCUUCCUAGGUGUUGCUCAAAUUCAAACAGAACUGACAGAUGCAAUAUUACUGUAGGGAUAGUAUGCCAGGUAAGGAGUUCCACCUUUUUUGUGAUCCCAGAUACAAUUUUACUUUGUGCAGUAUGAGAAGUAGGAUGUGUGAACAUAUAUGCACAGGCAUCUGCUGCCUAAUUAAAGUAUUUAUACAGUAUGAAUGGGAUGGGUUACCAAAAUAUAUGUGUAUAUAUGUGAAAAGGCUUUAAAUGACAUAAAUUCACAAUGUCAUAAAAAAAAUGCAUACAGUAAGAUUUCUAUUUUGAUACUCCACAAGAAUCAUCUUAACAUGUUCUUUUCCAUGAUAAUUUUCCAUUUUACAAAAGUUUUGUUUAACCUUGAUCUUAAACUUUUUUAUGAGAUUAAUAUAAAUACUGUUAUAUGUAUACAUAUUUGAAUAUAUUGUUGAUUAAAGCAAUCAG